CUACACUAAAUAUCAAUAGAUACAAUCCACAUAACAAAAGCAUUUUUGAGUCGGCAACAAUUUGAGAACAGCUGAUCCGCAUAAAACAAAGGACUGCAGGCCUGACUCCAGGCAGGUUUAACACGGUCACAGGCCCUUCCUGGGACCUCCCAAAUACCACCCGCUCCACUGACACUGAGACCUGAAGUACCCAGCUGAGAAUCCUCGCGAGUAAGAACAGAUAUUGACGAAGGGCGGGGUUCCUGGACGUAAGAGCGUGGGCAAGUGCGGGUUCAAAGUGCAAGCGAAAACAACCUUCCAGUAGAAAAGGAGACAUUGAGCCAAUCUUUGCGACACUGUCGCGUUUCGUUGGUUCCGUGCCGUAAACGCAGUCGGGGAGCCGCUCCCGGUCUAGACUGCGACGGAUGCGCGCUGCCAUGGCGGAUAUGGAAGACCUAUUCGGGAGCGACGCCGACAGCGAUCCUGAGCGUAAAGAUUCUGACUCUGGAUCGGGCUCGGAUUCUGAUCAAGAGAAUGUUGCUUCUGGCAGUAAUGCCUCUGGAAGUGAAAGUGAUCAAGAUGAAAGAGAUGACACAGGAAAACCAAGUAAUAAGGAACUGUUUGGAGAUGACAGUGAGGAUGAGGGAGCCUCUCAUCAUAGUGGGAGUGAUAAUCACUCUGAAGGAUCAGACAAUAGAUCAGAAGCUUCUGAGCAUUCUGACCAUGAAGACAACGAUCCCUCAGAUGUAGAUCAACACAGUGGAUCAGAAACCCGAAAUGACAAUGAUGAUGAGGAUGAGGGUCAUAGAUCAGAUGGAGGGAGUCAUCACUCGGAAGCAGAAGGUUCUGAAAAAGCACCCUCAGAUGAUGAAAAAUGGGGCAGGGAAGAUAAAAGCGAUCAGUCAGAUGAUGAAAAGAUACAAAAUUCUGAUGAUGAGGAGAGGGCACAAGGGUCUGAUGAAGAUAAACUGCAGAAUUCUGAUGAUGAUGAAAAAAUGCAGAACACAGAUGAUGAGGAGAGGCCCCAGCUUUCAGAGGAUGAGCGACAACAGCUGUCUGAGGAGGAGAAGGCUAAUUCUGAUGAUGAACGGCCAGCAGCUUCUGAUAAUGAUGAUGAGAAACAGAACUCGGAUGAUGAAGAGCGGCCACAGAUAUCUGAUGAAGAGAAAAUGCAAAAUUCUGAUGAUGAAAGGCCACAGCCCUCGGAUGAAGAACACAGGCAUUCAGAUGAUGAAGAGGAGCAGGACCAUAAAUCAGAAUCUGCAAGAGGCAGUGAUAGUGAGGACGAAGUUUUACGAAUGAAACGCAAGAACGCAAUUGCAUCUGAUUCAGAAGCGGAGAGUGACACUGAGGUACCAAAAGAUAAUAGUGGAACCAUGGAUCUCUUUGGAGGUGCAGAUGAUAUAUCUUCAGGGAGUGAUGGGGAAGAUAAACCACCCACUCCAGGACAGCCUGUUGAUGAAAAUGGAUUGCCUCAAGAUCAACAGGAGGAGGAGCCAAUUCCUGAGACCAGAAUAGAAGUAGAAAUACCCAAAGUAAACACUGAUUUAGGAAAUGACUUAUAUUUUGUUAAGCUGCCCAACUUUCUCAGCGUAGAACCCAGCAUGUCCCUGCACUUAGGGAAUGAGGUAUUUGAUGUUUACAAGGCUCCGCUGCAGGGCGAUCACAACCACCUUUUUAUAAGACAAGGUACCGGUCUACAGGGACAAGCCGUCUUUAAAACCAAACUCACAUUCAGACCUCAUUCUACAGACAGUGCCACACAUAGGAAGAUGACACUGUCACUUGCAGAUAGAUGCUCAAAGACACAGAAGAUUAGAAUCUUGCCCAUGGCUGGUCGUGAUCCUGAGUGCCAGCGCACAGAGAUGAUCAAGAAAGAAGAAGAACGUUUGAGGGCUUCUAUUCGUAGGGAGUCUCAGCAGCGCCGCAUGAGAGAGAAACAGCACCAGCGGGGACUGAGUGCUAGUUAUCUAGAACCUGAUCGAUACGAUGAGGAGGAGGAAGGCGAGGAGUCCAUCAGCCUGGCUGCCAUUAAAAACCGAUACAAAGGGGGCAUUCGAGAGGAACGAGCUAGAAUCUAUUCAUCAGACAGUGAUGAGGGAUCAGAAGAAGAUAAGGCUCAAAGGUUACUCAAAGCGAAGAAACUCACCAGUGAUGAGGAGGGUGAGCCUUCUGGAAAAAGAAAAGCAGAAGAUGACGAUAAAGCAAAUAAAAAGCACAAGAAGUACGUGAUCAGUGAUGAAGAGGAGGAAGAUGAUGAUUGAAGUACAAAAUGUGAAAACUUUAUAUAUUUUACUGUACAGUUUGUUUUAUAAAUAUGUAAACAUGAGUUAUUUUGAUCAAAAGAAAUUGAUUUGCUUUUGAGUAAUUUUAAUUGUAAUAAAAAAUUUUAAAAAG
Messenger RNA from Odocoileus virginianus texanus, 2376 nucleotides. The record is from RefSeq and is a predicted model, not a curated record. NCBI's taxonomy places the organism in Eukaryota, Metazoa, Chordata, Mammalia, Artiodactyla, Cervidae.